AUGGAGAAAAGGAAAAAUAUUGUGCAGUAUAGAGAGGGAUUGGAUAAGACUCUUGCCUCAUUUGGUCUUACAAAUGAUCAGAAACUUAAAUCGCUUGUCGAAAGUCAAGUUCGAUGUUCUUCGCAAUCGGAGACCGAAUUGGAAGGUUAUGCGGAGAAGCUAGAAAUUAAGACUGCUGAGUUAUCGAAUUUUCUUGAUAUGGUGAGAAGUGCUUCUGCAGAUGAAAACGGAGGAUCUAGUACAUCAGACACUGGUUGGAAAUUAAAACAGGAUAACGAGGAAUUCCGCGUUAUGUACCGCGUAGGACCAGAGGGAACUCCCUAUCAUACAUUGCUGGUUGAAGGCUAUGUAGAUGGACCUGUUGAUGUUUCUCUAUGCCUCUCAUGGGAAUCAACACUAUAUAAGAAAUGGUGGCCUCAGUUUACGAUUCCGUCUUUCAAAGUACUUGCAUCUGAUUGUUUGCAGAAGGUCCAAACUGGCGAACAAAUUGCGCUAGUAAGGAUGAAGCCACCAUGGCCACUGUCUACAAGGGAGGCUAUAGUUCAUUAUUAUCUCUUUGAGUACUUCCAAGAUGACUUGAUAGUUGUUCUUUUGAAAUCGGUCACGGAGCCAGAGAGAGUGAAUGAGACUAUUGACGGUUUCAACAAUGAUGUGAUUCCAGAAGCAAAUGGUGUUGUGAGAAUUGAUUUGGUGGGAGGUUAUGUUAUACAAAAAGUGACUUCUGAAAGAAGUUAUUUUCGAACAAUAGCGAAUUUGGAUAUUAAGGUGGAUUUUAUGCCUCCUUCCCUUGUAAAUUUCAUUUCAAGGCAACUUAUCGGCAGCGGUUUUAGACUUUAUCAGAAGGCUGUGGCCUCUAUGAUGAACAAUGACAGAGAAUUCAGCAAGGCCUUGACAGAUUCGUUGUAUGUUAGAAUUCGUGAAGCUCUAUAUAGUACCUCUGAAUCAAAUGCUAUGGUCGAGGAGGAGCUUAUGCAAGUUGCAAGCAUUCUUCCCGCGGAAGAACUUAUUCAAAGUAAGCAAGAUAGCGAAAAAGAUAUAUCCCGAGAUAGUUACAAUGGUGAGAUUUUAGAUGCUGGUAGUGAAGAGACUGUACAAAGCGAGAAGGAUAUCAACAAAGUACAUGAAAUUCCAAUUGAGGAAAGUGGCUCGCCUUUUGUACUAAAGAGCAAUACGAAUUGUGAGAUUGUCGACGCAGAUAGUGAAGAGAUUGUAAUAGAAGCAAACAUUGAAGAGAUUGUACAAAUCGAGAACAAUACGAAUAAAGAACAUGACAUUUCAAUUGAGUAUGAUGAUACAAGAGGUGUACAGAAAAGAAAGAGCAAUGUAUAUAUCAAUUCAAAUGUAAAACAGGCUUUAGAAACAUUAGAAAGGGCGAUUUCAGCAGUUCGGAAGUACGGAUUUCACUCGCGCAGAUUCUCUUUUACCUUUGCUAAUGAAGCGGCUGCCUCCAAAGAAAAGGGUGAUGAAGUUGAUCAAUAUUCCGCAAAGCUUUUUCAACCAUCUGCGAAAAAUGAUAUCGGUAUACCACGCGAAAGCUCAGAUGACCUCUAUGAAAUCCAAACCAUCAGGCACGCCGGAACGGAUUAUAACAAAGUAGUACUGGCUUUACCGAAUCAAAAUCUCUUGAGACCGAUUGAAGCGAGUCAGGUUGAUUCAUAUUCUUUGAAAACUGAGACAACACUCGACCAGCUUUUAUGCGAUAACAAGGAAUAUACAGAACCAGAUAUGUCUUCGGGCGAUCCAAUAAAAUCAAGCAGGCAGAACAAAAUAAAUAGCCUUGUAACUGAAGGUAUCUCUUCAGAUGUACCGAAACAGUUAAACAAGAGGAAAAAUUAUAGAUACUGUUGUUUUUCGUAUUAG
Lathyrus sativus (Indian pea) is the source of this 1860-nucleotide messenger RNA. The record is from the annotation of a GenBank genome assembly. Lineage: Eukaryota; Viridiplantae; Streptophyta; Magnoliopsida; Fabales; Fabaceae.